This is a messenger RNA of Myxocyprinus asiaticus (Chinese sucker), 4026 nucleotides long. RefSeq names its product plexin-C1-like. Gene Ontology annotation, biological process: semaphorin-plexin signaling pathway involved in axon guidance; regulation of GTPase activity; negative regulation of cell adhesion. NCBI's taxonomy places the organism in Eukaryota, Metazoa, Chordata, Actinopteri, Cypriniformes, Catostomidae. The record is from RefSeq and is a predicted model, not a curated record. Bases 132 to 2693 code for a protein of 853 amino acids. Gene Ontology annotation, cellular component: semaphorin receptor complex. Gene Ontology annotation, molecular function: protein binding; semaphorin receptor activity. The transcript has 16 exons.
UUUCCAGUGUAGAUCUCGCAUCUCAGCGCGCAGCUUUUCUGAGCCUGUGGACGCAUCUGAGUUCAUGUGUGCAGCGCUGUGUCGGUGACCCAUCAAUUCAGCUGCUUUGUGGGGUUACUCAGAUAUACAAGAUGAGAGGAUACCUAUUUGGAAUACUUGUACUUUUAAAAUAUUGCAUCUGCCAAGAUGCGCACGACUUUGAUGGAGACGUCAAGGACUUUGUGGUUGGAAACCGUAAGUUGUACGUUCUUACCGACCGUCGACUUCAUCAGAUGAGACACGAUCUGUUUGUGGAGAAGAGUAAAGACAUCACUAAUGCCACACACCCCAAUACAGUGACCAUUCUGGUGCCCUUUGACGCGAACGGUACUUUGAUUACGUGUGGAACAUCUAACAGCGAAUAUUGUGAAGUUCUUGAUAUAAAUAUCACAAACCGUAUUUACUGGGAAGGUGUAUCGGUUGGUCCUCAGCGGAAUGAGACAUCUGUAGCAUUCAUAGUUGAUAUUAAUCCUCAGGUUAACCCGAUGGGAACUUACCUUUUGAUUGCGAGAAAGAAAAGAAAUUCUAUUGCUACCUUGAGGGACACUUUGAACUCUGGCAAAGGUGGCAUUUUCUCCCAAAUAGAUGAAUUAUCAGACUCCUUCAUUAAGACCACCAGAACGCAUGUUGAGUUUGUUGACGGCUUCCAGGUAUCUUCGCGCAAUCUCUCGUACUUGUUUCUCAACACAGAGACUGAGACCGAGAGGAAAGUUCAUGUGUUGAGGCUGAAAAACUCUAUAGGAAGAAAAACAGAUAUUUUCAAGGACCUCAAAGGUGCAACUAUUGAAUGCUGUGAUGAUAAAGUUCGUCCAGUUCUUCUCGCCUCCACCAUUAUUCCUUCAGGCAAGUCCGUUAUCUGGGCAGGUGUCUUCAGUGCGCAAAAUGAACGUGAUCCAGAGAACACAGCGCUGGCUUUAUACGACAUCAGUCAUGUUGAAGGAAAAGUGAAGGGUUUCUGCCACAACAGUGAGAUGUGUCUUUAUGAGAGUGGUGUUAAACUUCAGCCGCGUGCUGUGGUUUUCAAGUACAGCUGGAUGACAUCAGUAGCAGCAGUUAGAUCUGAAUCCUGGAUUGUGCUGUUUAUAGGAACCAAAGAUGGCCAGCUGAUAAAGCUUGUGUUGGGUGAGACAUUCAAAGCAAGCUGUCCAAUGGUGCUAUACAAAUCUGAUGAUGAACGAUCAGUGUUUCCCAGAAUGCACUUUGAUCCAGUAGAUUCCAAACAUGUCUACAUAGCUUUGAAGAAUCAGAUCAGAAGAGUGUCUGUGGCUCAGUGUGUUAAAUACAACACUCUCAAAGACUGCAGAGCUUCUCUGGAUCCUCUCUGUGGCUGGUGUGUGAACUCACACAGAUGUUCUACCAAAGAUGAAUGCUCAGAAUUUUCAUGGGUGUCCAUCCCAAAUGACUCUUUUCAGAGACAACUACUUUAUUUUCAGGUGGCAGAGAAAUCUUCUAGAAAUAUUUCUCUACAUCUUGCCUUGAGUCUGAAAAGCACUGGAAGUCUCAUCUUCUCAUGUGCCUUCACCGCAGGAAGUGUGAAUGUGUGUGACAGGUCUGAUCCCGCUGCAGUUUUCCCAAACUGUUCUUGUAGCUUUUCUGACCAGCUGCUGUCUACCAGAGGUUUAACAGUCUCAGCAGCAGUAACUAUUGGAGAUCAGAAGAUCACAGAGAUGUUGACGCUGAGGAACUGCUCCAGUAUCACAGAAAAUUCAUCAAAUGUUUCUUAUACACAGUGUGUGCAGUGCAUCUCAGCUGGGUGUCACUGGUCCUCUUCUAUCCAGCAAUGUGACUGGACACAUGAACCUGGACCACAGUUACAAGUACAGGAUGCAUGUAAAGAUUUACACUCUGGGAUGGACUAUAAAGAGCCAGAGAUUAUCUCUCUAGAACCCAACAAGGUUUCUUUUCAUGGCAGAAACAGAGUUUUACUAAGAGGAAGUAACCUGGAAUCUGUCACCAAAAUCCAUAUUCAAGGGGAUCUGGAAUGCAUUCCAAAAGAGGCUCCAGUGUUUGAACGCUCCAGUGACACUCUAAGGUUCAACGUUCCUCCUAGUGAAACUAAAGAAACAGUGAAAGUGUGUGCUGUAACUCCUGAUGGCCGUUGUCAUGGUAACAGCAUCAUCACUUAUAGUUCCCAGCCCAGCUGCACAGGAAUACAGCCCAAAGUCACCUGGAACAGUGGUGGAAGGAAGAUUCAUGUGCAGGGGACAAAUAUGGAAUUGGUGGAAUCAAUUAUUCUCCAUCCCUCCAGGAAAGAGCUUAAAAUACAACAUGACACAAGCUCAGGGGAUGUGUGGUUUCUCUCCCACCAUAAUGACAGCAGUGCUGUGUUUAGAUUAUCUUUGAAAUUUGAGAACUAUGCUGUUGAAUGUGUUGAUAAUUUCUCCUACCUGCCUGAUCCAGAGAUCACUGGAUUCACCACCUUACAGGUGUCCGAUGAUCUACUGGUGGUAAUUCAGAAAAAGGCAGAUGAGUUGAAUUUGAGUAAGAGUGAGGUGAAUGUGAUAGGUCAACAGGGAGAUCAGGAACAUGAGUGUGUUCUGGAAAGGAUUGAGUCCAGUACCAUUCUCUGUAAGAUGAAACAAGUAUCAGGAGCCAUCAUCACACUGGACUCACUCACUAAGAAAGAAAGUCAUAUAUGGGUUUGGUGCAACUGAGGAUCAUGCCUGGAGAGACAAUUCAUCAGACAAUGACAAAAAAAAAAAAGGUAUGGAAAUUGCUAUCACUAUGACAACAAGAAGAGCCACAUUCCAGAGUUCCGGGCUUCUGGAGGGAUCAAUAGCACAUUAUCCAUUCAUUCUAAUGUUCUAGGAAGCCUGAAGCGCUUUGCAUUAGGUAAUAGCCACUUCUACAUCACUCAGAUGCCUCCCAAACCAAAAGGGGAGAAACAGGAGUGAGUUACACGACACAGUUUUAUACAUUUACUUUCAUUGUAUAUUGUUUAUAUAUAUAUAUAUAAUUUUUGUUUUUGUUUUUUGUGGAGCACAAAAAUAAAUGUUAUUUUUUUCCAUACAAUGAAAGUAAAUGAUGACUGAGACUGAACACUCAGCUUCUGGGAGAUCCUUUUGUAUAACAUGGAAUAAAGAAUGUCAAAUGGGUUUGGAACGACAUGAGAGUGACUGAAUGAUUACAGAAUUUUCAUUUUUGGGUGAAUAGGACUGAUCCCUUGUGUCAGGUCAGCAAAAGAAAUGAAUCAGCUAGAAAGCACUUCAAGGAACUCUAGCAUAAUUCAAAGAAACGCAUAUCACACACAUAAAUGCUCGCUCCCCUCAAUCAUUGGAGGAUGCAGUCCUGAACUCUCAGAAAUUAACCCUGCUGAGGCUUGUGAGAAAAGGACAUCUGCUUCCAAUAAGCUUGGUUAAUACUCAUUAUCUCUGCAUUCAGGGAUUUCUCAGAAUCCUCAUCUGACCCUUCCUUCACAGAUCUGACUCUCAGACAGAACGCCCCAGGCUGUCACCCUGUCGCUGCAGAGACUGAAUGAGAUUUAUGUGCCGGAAUGAACAGAAAUAUGGAAAUAUUUAUGAAAUAGAAAAUGAUUAUGUAAUGUGUGUAAAUAUCUUUUAUGAGUCUAUAAAUACCAAACACCACAACUGAUAGCAAGGGAAGAGUUGUUCUGUCUUUGCAUUUGGAGGAUUGUGUGUGUGUGUGUGUGUGUGUGUGUAUUAUUAUUAUUAUUAUUAUUAUUAUUAUUAUUAUUAUUCACACACAUGCACGUUUACUUACCUAUCUAAAUGAAGGCAUACUAUAUUACUUAAUUAGUUUAAGUCAAUCUAAUGACAAUUACUAUAACCUUAAAAGAAUGUUUUUUGUUUUUUGUUUUUUUUUUUGCAAAUCAUUAUUUUUUUCCACUGAGAAAUUGUAUAUAUGGCAUAUAAACUUGCAGUGGAAAUGGAAAUAUGUGCCCACAUAUAUGAACUAUAAUUUUAUAUUAUAUACAGUAUGUUGAUAUAUGUCUAUAUAUUUUUGUUUGGGAUGAUAAUAUACAUAUUU